Clonostachys rhizophaga is the source of this 1794-nucleotide messenger RNA. The record is from the annotation of a GenBank genome assembly. Lineage: Eukaryota; Fungi; Ascomycota; Sordariomycetes; Hypocreales; Bionectriaceae.
AUGGAUUCGUCUAUCGUUGCCUCUGGGACCCAAAGUGUCCUUGGAGAUAAUUAUAAUAUGCUACUGGAGGUCAACAAGAGACUUCGACAAGUUCAAGCCGGCAUCUACCGUGCGUCUUUGAAGUGGAUGAUGCUUGCGGGCAGCUUGGAAACCUCUGAUCGCCCUGAAUACUGGGCCAACCCGUCCGGGCGCGAUACUCGGAGUGUCCCACCUGAGAUGAAAGGAUGGGACUUUGGGAUUCGCACCGACGACCUUGUCGGCUCAAGGGAAAUUGUACGGACAGUGCUCAAGGCUCUAGGCGACCUCAAAAAGGGCCUUGAAAACAUCCAGCACCGGCUCAGGCUGAAUAUUAACAAGCUAUCCCGACCAGGCCUACGAUCAUACAAUAUAUUAGAUAUGCCAGAGGAAAUUCUUUAUUGUAUAUUUGAGUUUGUUGAAGGAUUCCUGCGGGACUUUCCCGAGUUCGAGUGUGGUGCAAGCAGAGACAUAAAAAACUGUCGACUCACCUGCCAGGCGUUUAAUCGCGUCAGUGAACGGUUCUUCCUUCGUUCCGUGUCCGUGGACUUGAAUGCUUCGUCUCUUUCGAGGUUCAAUGACAUAUCCAACCACCCAACCAUCAGCAAGAGUAUACAGUCCAUUCGCGCCAUCCUCCACUUUUAUGACACUACCCUUGGCGACAGUCUACAAGAUUUCAUUCUUUACAAUGCUGGAGCGCUUUACGAUCGAGCGGAAACACUUGAGUUGAUGGCACCAUGGGAACUUCGAGAAACUAUUUCCAAGGAAACUGGCAUGAAAGUGGUGGAAGCACUGAAAGAAGCUUCGGCAUGCUGGGAGCGAAUUGCUUGGGAUACACAAGCACAAUCUCUUGCCGACCACGACCGCACCCACCUCGAGCUACUCAAGACAACUCAUCAAAGAUAUCAGAGCCUGUGUGCUUAUCAAGAAGAAAUGUUGGAAAGUGGAGGAUUUUUUGCAAGCAGUAGCUGCGGGAAUAUCGAGGAUGCCUUGUGCAAAGACAAUGUUCUUCCUCGACUGGGACUUUGCAACUUCGACGCCACGGCCAUGAAGUAUGGUUUCACGCCGAGGCUCUGCGACAUGAUAACCAAGCUUCCGGUAGCAGUCCAUCAUGCUGGGGCAUGGCUCGAAAGAAUUGAUAUCAAGUUGUCGCAAGUGGAAUCUCCUUCAGAUUUGAUACCAAGCCCCGAGCUGCGGCAGCAGCUUCCAUUGGCCAUGCAGCGACUGCGCAAGUUCACUAUCAGGUGUCAAGGUAACAUCAACGGAGAGUUAAGUCAAGAUGCCCUUUACGACAUGUUUGGAUCUUGUUUGGAUACCGGGAGUCUCCGAGAAAUCUCCAUCGAUAUGUCGCAGAUGAGAGAGCCAGACAAGCUGGGUGUCGGAAAGAUCAUCACAUCACGACGCUGGCAGAAUCUAUCAUAUCUGUUUUUGCGUGAUGUCGCUUUCCAUUUUUCGGAGCUUCAACUCUUCGUCAGCAGGGCCCCCAAGUCUUUUUCGUAUUUCUGGGUGGAAAGCGUCUAUCUGCUGAGCGGAACGUGGGCCGAGGUUCUGGAUACCUUGCGAGAGAAGCCUCUCAUUGACCGGGUGCAGCUAGAGAAGCCUUUGGGCGCCGAGUGCGCCGACAUGUCAGCUGAAGAGUUAAAGAGAAUAUUUGACAGAGAGGACCUUUUUUUCCGUAGCCAAGCAGAGCGCUACAUUGCCCGGCUCAUCCCUCACAAUUCUUUGAGAGACCAGGAGAGGUUAGACCACGAUGCUGUCGACGUGGAAUCGGAGGAUUAA